CUGGCGUAUAUAGGCGCUGUUCAGAAAACCCGCCCGCGCAGUUCUUGCAGCCAACGACUGAUCCACACCAAGAUGUCUGUUAAGUCGGUCAGUUUUAUUUUCCUUUUCUCUGCCCUCUGUUGUGUUGUGCAUGGUCGUAGGAGAUAUUUCCCCGGUUACAUGUGCGAGGCUACCUCACCCGGAGAUAUCAACAAUAGACGCAAUGGUCUCCCGGAAACUUUCUGCAGAGAGAAUGGGAUGUUAAUGCGCCGAAACAGCGUCUGGUACACACAAGACUGUAAGAAGUGCGAGUGCGGGGAAAACUUUGCAAGUUAUACCCAAGGCUGCUGUGGGUUUGGGUACAGUGAGCCAGGGUCUAGAGGGUGGGGCCGGCCCGCCCCGGACGCCCCUGCAGGUUGCACGACUAUCUAUCUCAACUGUGACUAUUACCACGUUAAAAAGGGGUCAGCUGGCGAUUACUUGGACUGCGAAACAGGAGACCCUGUCGAUUUUACAAAACCGAUUCACGAUGAAGUUUUGAAUCCUUAGAAAUGGAGCAUUUGUAAAAGAAAAGACUGUGUGACAGUAGUUUACUUAUUAUUCUCUUUAUAGUCACAUGAACGUAUUCUGGAAAUAAAGUUACUUUUAAUCUUUAU
Molecule: messenger RNA, 635 nt
Organism: Lingula anatina
Lineage: Eukaryota; Metazoa; Brachiopoda; Lingulata; Lingulida; Lingulidae
Product: beta-microseminoprotein-like
Source: RefSeq, a predicted model, not a curated record